CCAAUGAGUAGUAGUCGUCGAUUGAGGCCUUCGCGGCGUGCGCGGGGUUGGUGUUGUUUUUGAGACGGAUCGAUACUGAAGUUCUAUUUGUGCUUUUCUCAUACGUUAACAAUGCCGUAUGCUAACCAGCCAAUCGUGAAAAUCACAGAAUUGACGGAUGAGAAUGUUAAAUUUGUCAUAGAGAACACCGAUCUGUCGGUUGCAAAUUCCAUCCGACGUGUCUUUAUGUCAGAGGUUGCAACAAUAGCUAUUGAUUGGAUUCAAAUUGAUGCAAAUUCUUCUGUGAUCCACGAUGAAUUCAUUGCUCACAGAGUGGGUCUUAUCCCCCUCACAAGUGAUGAUGUUGUGGACAAGAUGCAGUACUCCAGAGACUGUACAUGUGACGAUUUCUGCCCAGAAUGCUCUGUUGAACUGACGCUGGAUGUUCGCUGCACAGAGGACCAGACCCGGCAUGUGACCUCACGAGACCUGCUGUCCAACCACCCUCGAGUCAUCCCUGUGACCUCCAAGAGUCGAGACAAUGAUCCCAAUGACUAUGUUGAACAGGAUGACAUUUUGCUGGUGAAGCUUCGAAAGGGUCAGGAGCUGCGUCUCAGAGCUUAUGCCAAGAAGGGCUUUGGCAAGGAACAUGCUAAGUGGAACCCUACAGCCGGCGUAUCCUUUGAGUAUGACCCAGACAAUGCACUGAGGCACACUGUGUACCCACGGCCAGAGGAAUGGCCAAAGAGUGAAUACUCAGAGAUUGAGGAGGAUGAGGUGCAAGCCCCAUUUGACCCCAAUGGCAAACCUGAGAGGUUCUAUUACAAUGUGGAGACGUGUGGCUCACUGCGACCUGAGACCAUCGUCAUGUCUGCUCUGGCAGUGCUGAAAAAGAAACUGAGUGACUUACAGACCCAACUGAGCCACGAAAUCCAGAGUGACGUCCUCACUAUCAACUGAGACCUGCAGUUUUAGCCAGUCCUACAACAUUGAGACUUGGAGAGCAGACCCAGUUGCAAAUCAUAAACUUUUUGGAUGACAACAAACCUUGAUGUAGGCAGGAAAAAAGUUUAUUCAAGAGCUCGCCAACUGAAAUCAGCAGCUUUUAUAUCGUCCACCACAUUUUGUCCUUUCUCUUCGUUCUCUGCUAUGUUAAUAUUUGUCCUUUUGUUGAAGUUGUUUGCGGGAACAUGUUUUGAAUUGUCGUUUAUUUUGUCUACCGAAAGAAUAAACUUCCAUUUUCAUCCAGA
Salvelinus namaycush (lake trout) is the source of this 1229-nucleotide messenger RNA. Its product is annotated as DNA-directed RNA polymerase II subunit RPB3. The record is from RefSeq and is a predicted model, not a curated record. Bases 112 to 939 code for a protein of 275 amino acids. Gene Ontology annotation, molecular function: protein dimerization activity; DNA-directed RNA polymerase activity. Gene Ontology annotation, biological process: DNA-templated transcription. Lineage: Eukaryota; Metazoa; Chordata; Actinopteri; Salmoniformes; Salmonidae. Gene Ontology annotation, cellular component: RNA polymerase II, core complex. The transcript has 9 exons.